Penicillium macrosclerotiorum is the source of this 4434-nucleotide messenger RNA. Its product is annotated as putative ABC transporter. The record is from RefSeq and is a predicted model, not a curated record. The coding region runs from base 1 to 4434 and encodes 1477 amino acids. Gene Ontology annotation, molecular function: ATP hydrolysis activity; ATP binding; ABC-type transporter activity. Gene Ontology annotation, biological process: transmembrane transport. The transcript has 3 exons. Gene Ontology annotation, cellular component: membrane. NCBI's taxonomy places the organism in Eukaryota, Fungi, Ascomycota, Eurotiomycetes, Eurotiales, Aspergillaceae.
AUGGAGGAGAAGCCCCCUGCGGGAGAUGUGAGCACAAAUUCGGACACCGAUUCUCUUCGGACCACCAGCUAUGAAGGCCAACGGGAAGAAAUCCGUAUCUCCAACCCACAGGGAAUGACCAUGUCGCAAACCGGCGUUGAUGUUGAGAAGGCCGAGUAUGCGUUCUCGGAAAUGAAUAGACAAUUUUCUAGCAUUUCGCACCAAGCCCGUCAAUUAUCGAAGCAAGCGUCUCGAGCGUCAAAACCCGCUGCUGCUGCCGAGGAUGUGGAAAAAGCGGGAAGCUCUGCGGACUCGGACGAGCCAUGGGAUCUGGAAGCUACGCUGCGAGGAAAUCGAAAUGCAGAGAAGGAAGCGGGAAUCAAAGACAAGCAUAUCGGUGUGAUUUGGAAGGACCUUUCUGUGAGAGGAAUCGGCGGCAUGAAAACCUUUAUAAAGACAUUCCCUGAUGCCAUUGUCGACUUCUUCAAUGUCCCCGAGACCAUCAUGAAUAUGCUUGGAUAUGGCAAUCAAGGAAAGGAGUUCAAUAUCUUAGAGGGAUUUCGUGGCCUGGCUAAACCAGGAGAGAUGGUAUUGGUACUAGGAAGACCUGGGUCUGGAUGCACCACAUUUUUGAAAGUCAUUGCCAACCAGCGCGUUGGAUAUACCGCGGUCGAUGGCGAGGUUCUUUAUGGUCAAUGGUCAUACGAUGAAUUUUGCAAACGGUUUCGCGGGGAGGCGGUUUACAAUCAAGAAGAUGAUAUCCAUCAGCCUACGUUAACCGUUAAGCAAACUCUUGGUUUUGCGCUAGACACCAAGACCCCAGGAAAACGCCCGCAUGGCGUGUCAAAAGCCGAGUUCAAGGAAAAAGUCACGAAUAUGCUUCUUCGAAUGUUCAAUAUUGAGCACACGGCAAACACCGUGAUUGGAAACCAAUUCAUCCGGGGCGUGAGUGGCGGAGAGAGAAGACGGGUCAGUAUCGCGGAGAUGAUGAUCACUUCCAGUGCUGUGCUCGGUUGGGACAACAGCACGCGUGGCUUGGAUGCUUCAACCGCUCUUGAUUUCGCGAAAUCUCUCCGAAUUCAAACGAAUAUUUACAAAACGACCACGUUUGUGUCCCUCUACCAGGCAUCCGAGAACAUCUACAAGCAAUUCGAUAAAGUGCUUGUGAUUGAUAGUGGCCGACAGGUAUUCUUCGGCCCGACAGACAAGGCUAGGUCCUACUUCGAGGGGCUUGGCUUCCGAGAAAAGCCUCGGCAGACCACUCCGGACUACUUAACAGGAUGCACAGACCCUUUUGAAAGAGAAUUCAAGGAUGGAAGAAGCGCGGCUGAUGUGCCGUCCACCCCGCAGGCCCUAGCGCAUGCAUUCGUCAAUUCCGAAUACAGCAAGCAGCUCGAUGAAGAGAUGCAGGCUUAUCGAGCACAGAUCGAACAUCAAAAGCAGAUCUACGAUGAUUUCGAAAUCGCCAACCAAGAGGCUAAACGCAAGUAUACGCCAAAGUCAUCCGUCUACUCGAUUCCGCUGCAUCUACAAAUUUGGGCGUUACUGCGCAGGCAGUUCCUCAUAAAGUGGCAAGACAAAUUCGCUCUCACAGUAUCCUGGAUUACCUCUACCGGAAUUGCAAUAAUUCUAGGCACUGUAUGGCUAAAACAACCCAAGACAAGUGCCGGUGCCUUUACUAGAGGUGGUCUGCUCUUCAUCAGCAUGCUUUUCAAUGGCUUCCAAGCCUUCGCGGAACUUGCUUCCACGAUGAUGGGUCGUUCAAUUAUCAAUAAACAUCGAUCAUUCACGUUCUACCGACCAAGCGCACUGUUCAUCGCCCAAAUCCUUGUCGAUACAACAUUUGCAAUAGCGAGAAUUCUUAUUUUUGCCAUUAUUGUGUACUUCAUGUGUGGUUUGGCGUUGGACGCCGGUGCAUUCUUUACCUUUGUUCUCAUUGUCCUCACUGGCUAUAUCUGCAUGACGGUGGUUUUCAGAACAAUUGGAUGUCUCUGUCCCGAUUUUGACUAUGCCAUGAAGUUCGCCUCAGUCAUCAUCACACUUUUUGUCCUGACCUCUGGUUAUCUGAUUCAGUGGUCAGGCGCCCAGGUGUGGUUAAGAUGGAUUUAUUACAUCAAUCCCUUUGGCCUAGGAUUUGCCGCUCUGAUGGUGAACGAGUUCAGUCGUCUCACCAUGACUUGCUCCGAGUCGCAGUUGGUUCCCAGUGGCACUGGAUACGAUGACAUUGCUCACCAAGCGUGCACUCUCGCAGGCGGGGAGGCCGGAUCGGCAAUUAUUCCCGGUUCGAGCUAUCUUUCGACCACUUUCAGCUAUUUCAAAGAAGACUUGUGGCGAAAUUUCGGUAUCAUGAUUGCUCUCAUAGCCGGUUUUCUGGCAACAAACCUCUACUUUGGUGAAACAAUUCAGUUCGGCGCCGGUGGUAAGACAAUCACUUUCUUCCAGAAAGAAAACAGCGAGCGAAAAAAACUCAACGAGGCAUUGGAAAAAAAGAAAGCCAACCGGCAGUCAAAGUCCGUGGAUACUGGAACCAAGUUAAAUAUCACAUCAAGGUCCGUCUUCACUUGGGAGGAUGUUUCGUACGAAGUGCCGGUUCCCUCGGGAACCCGAAAGCUUCUGAAUUCCGUCUAUGGAUAUGUUGAGCCCGGAAAGUUGACCGCUUUGAUGGGAGCAUCGGGAGCAGGCAAAACAACUCUAUUGGAUGUUCUAGCUGCGCGGAAAAACAUCGGAGUCGUUAGUGGGGAUAUCCUGGUAGAUGGAAAGCUCCCCGGCACUUCGUUCCAGAGAGGAACAUCUUAUGCAGAGCAGUUGGAUGUCCACGAACCCAUGGUAACUGUAAGAGAAGCAUUACGCUUUUCCGCUAUUCUCCGCCAGCCCUAUGAAACACCCCAGGCCGAUAAAUAUGAGUAUGUUGAGGAAAUCAUCAGUCUUCUCGAGCUCGAAAAUCUGGCCGAUGCCAUUAUUGGAACUCCCGAGACCGGCCUCUCGGUCGAAGAGAGAAAGCGAGUCACGAUUGGAGUUGAGUUGGCAGCCAAGCCUCAACUUUUACUGUUUCUCGACGAGCCGACAUCUGGUUUGGAUAGCCAGUCGGCAUUCAACAUUGUGCGAUUCCUUAAGAAACUUGCCGCUGCUGGUCAAGCUAUUCUCUGUACUAUUCAUCAGCCCAACUCAGCGCUUUUUGAAAACUUUGAUCGCCUCCUGUUGCUCCAGAGAGGAGGCGAAUGUGUUUAUUUCGGCGACAUUGGCUCUGAUUCCCGAAUUCUUCUGGAAUAUUUUCGCCGCUAUGGUGCCGACUGCCCUCUUGAUGCCAACCCGGCUGAAUGGAUGCUGGAUGCGAUCGGCGCUGGGCAAACACGGCGAAUCGGUGAUCGUGAUUGGGGAGACAUUUGGAGAAGUUCGCCAGAACUGGAGACUCUGAAGAAAGAUAUCGUACAAAUCAAAGGGCAACGUGCCGAGGCUGCCCGACAAUUUACAUCUGACAACAAUGCGCCCAUUGAGAAAGAAUAUGCGUCGCCUCUUUGGCAUCAAAUCAAAGUUGUUGGGCGGCGAACCCAUCUCUCUUUCUGGCGCUCCAGAAACUACGGCUUCACUCGGCUUUUCACACAUGUUGUUAUAUCAGUCAUAACCGGCUUGGCAUUCAGGAACCUUGAUGACUCUCGCUCCUCUCUUCAAUACCGCAUUUUCGUCCUUUUCAACGUCACCGUCCUCCCCGCUAUAAUUCUGCAACAGGUCGAGCCACGCUAUGAUUUUUCACGACUGAUCUUCUACCGCGAAUCAGCAUCCAAAACAUACAGUCAAUUCGCUUUCUCACUGUCCAUGGUCCUUGCCGAGUUGCCGUACAGUGUUCUAUGUGCCGUGUGCUUCUUUCUGCCUCUCUACUACAUCCCAGCAUUCCAGUCUGCAAGUAGUCGCGCCGGAUAUCAAUUCUUUAUGGUCCUUAUCACGGAAAUUUUCGCAGUAACUCUUGGUCAAAUGAUUUCAGCUCUGACACCUAACAGCUUCAUCGCAUCACAGCUCAAUCCUCCAAUCUCCAUCAUUUUCUCUCUAUUCUGUGGUGUUGCCAUCCCUAAGCCACAAAUGCCUAAGUUCUGGCGAGCUUGGUUGUACCAGCUUGAUCCGUUUACUCGCCUGAUUGGCGGCAUGGUUGUCACCGAACUACACGGACGGGAUGUGACCUGUUCUGCAGCUGAAUACAACAGUUUUGAAGCACCAGCAAACCAAACCUGUGGCGAGUAUAUGCAAGCAUUCUUUGAUCGGGGAGGAGCAGGUUACCUUUUGGAGAAUGGGACUCAAGCGUGCAAGUACUGCGCGUAUAAGAUUGGGGAUCAGUUCUACGAGCCUUUCAGUAUGAACUUCGGCCAUCGAUGGAGAGACCUGGGCAUAUUUCUCGCCUAUGUAGCAUCAAAUCUCAUUAUUCUCUUCUUGGCGUCUCGAUUUUUGAACUUCAAUCGGAGGUAA